Eupeodes corollae is the source of this 1983-nucleotide messenger RNA. Its product is annotated as galactokinase-like. Lineage: Eukaryota; Metazoa; Arthropoda; Insecta; Diptera; Syrphidae. Gene Ontology annotation, cellular component: cytoplasm; cytosol. The transcript is spliced from 8 exons. Bases 359 to 1546 code for a protein of 395 amino acids. Gene Ontology annotation, biological process: galactose metabolic process; carbohydrate phosphorylation. Gene Ontology annotation, molecular function: galactokinase activity; ATP binding. The record is from RefSeq and is a predicted model, not a curated record.
AACGAAGAGAACAUAACGAAAUGCAACUCAGUCCGCUUCGAACUUCGAAGUCGUUUCGCUGAAAGAACACGGGUACAACUUUUUUCCGUCCGAUAUCGGAUCCGGCUAAUAAAAUUAAAAACACACCAAAGAAGAAUUCAACAAAACAAAAAACAACAACAAAAUAAAAGACAAUUGAACCUUAGUCCACAUCCACAUCGAGACCCAGACUCCAGGGAGAAAACACAUUUUUCGUUUCGGAUUAAUUUUCUCAAAAAGUUUUAGCUACUCAGGAUUUAGGAUUUUCCUAUAAGGACAAAACAAAAUCAAAAUCAACCUCUGUUACUGGAUAAAGCAUACACAUACAAGAAGCUGCAUUAUGUCUGAUCUCACCACAAAGCUACCAUCAUUCGAAGAAAUACUAAGUAUUGCCAAAGAAACGUACAACUCGAGUUUUGGCAAGGCUCCGGAGAUCUCCUGCUGUGCACCAGGACGUGUUAAUUUGAUUGGCGAACAUGUUGAUUAUAACGAUGGAUUCGUUUUGCCUAUGGCACUUCCUAUGGUGACUGUAAUUGUUGGAGGCCGCAACGCUAACAAAGAUGAGGCUGACAUUAUUACAUGCUGUGCUGGUGCCGAUGCUCCAAAAAGAAUUCAGAUUAAUUUGAAAAAUGUACAAUCUGGAAACCCAAAAUGGGCAAACUAUGUUAAAGGAGUUAUUCAUUGCUUUGGCCAUUCAGUUCCUGGUUUCAAUGCAGUAAUUGUGAGCAAUGUACCCAUGGGCGGUGGUUUGUCAAGCAGUGCAGCACUGGAGGUUGCAACACUUACAUUCCUAGAACAACUUACUGGCAAGUUGGCCGAAAGCAAUUCUAGAAGAGCACUGAUAUGCCAGGAUGCUGAACAUAAGUUCGUGGGUAUGCCAUGUGGAAUAAUGGAUCAGAUGAUAUCCGUUGCCGGAAAAAAGGAUCAUGCAUUGCUUAUCGAUUGCAGGUCUCUGGAAACUUUCCAAAUUCCCUUUUUAGCCAAGGAUCUGGUGGUUUUAAUUUGCAAUUCAAAUGUGCGGCAUGAGUUAUCCGACAGUGAAUAUCCAACGAGGCGAAAACAAUGCACAGAGGCACUCCGGUUAAUGGAUCUCAAGAGUUAUAGAGAUGCAACAGAAGGCAACUUGUCAGCCUUGGAUGGAGCCGAGGAUGUGCUAUUGAAAAGAGCCAGACACGUCAUUACGGAAAUUAAGCGCACACAACUGGCUUGCGAGGCUAUGCGGGACUGCAAUUUCCAAAAGAUGGGUAAACUAAUGACUCAGUCUCAUGUGUCACUACGUGACGACUUUGAAGUGUCGUGCAAAGAACUUGAUGUCCUUGUGGAUUCAGCCAUUAAUUGUGUCGGCGUUCUGGGAUCACGUAUGACUGGUGGUGGAUUUGGUGGCUGUACAGUGACACUAGUUGGUCAAAGUUCAGUUCAGAAUGUGAUCGCAAGGAUGCGAGAAAAUUUCAACGAAAAAUUCAAUAAUGCCGGACAGAAUCUGGAAUUUUACAUCUGUACUCCCAGCGAUGGAACUAGGAGAAUUUAAUUUUGAAUUGAAUCCAUGAAGUGCGCACCAACAACCCCUAGCACCAACAACCCCUAGCCCCAACAACCCCAACAGCAUCACCAUCGGCAUCAACAUCGCAUCACAUUGCCAACAGCAUCGCAUCGUUCAUCGUACUCUCUGUAUAUGUGGAUUGGACUUUUCUGCAGCAGGGAUUGUGAUACAAAACUUUCCUCACCAUAUCGACGCCGACGAGGACCAACGACGACGUGAUGAAGGGAUAAUUUAUUUUGAAAAGUCCAUGACUCUAGUGUUGUGGUUUUUGUUUUUUGAUUUUUUGUUUUGUGUUGUUGAUAUGAUUGUCGAAUUGUGUUUAAUAUGAAAUGCGAACUUUUAUUUUUCGUAAGUGUACACCAACGUUUUCUAUUCUGAUUCUAUUUGUUUCUAUAAAUCAAUAAAUAACUUUAUAAUAUCAGGUA